This is a messenger RNA of Aquila chrysaetos chrysaetos, 3196 nucleotides long. It is a transcript of the gene METAP1, whose product is annotated as methionyl aminopeptidase 1. NCBI's taxonomy places the organism in Eukaryota, Metazoa, Chordata, Aves, Accipitriformes, Accipitridae. The record is from RefSeq and is a predicted model, not a curated record. Bases 68 to 1225 code for a protein of 385 amino acids. Gene Ontology annotation, molecular function: metalloaminopeptidase activity. Gene Ontology annotation, biological process: proteolysis. The transcript has 11 exons.
GCGGCACCUCCGGGCGGCGGCUCCUCCCCCGCCGCUCGCCGCGCCGCGCCUGUGGCAGCCCGGCAGCAUGGCGGCGGUGGAGACCCGCGUCUGCGAGACGGCCGGCUGCAGUAGCGAGGCCAAGCUGCAGUGCCCGACCUGCCUCAAGCUGGGCAUCCAGGGUUCCUACUUUUGUUCUCAGGAAUGCUUUAAGGGAAGCUGGGCCACUCACAAGUUACUACACAAGAAAGCAAAAGAUGAAAAAGCUAAGCGUGAAGUUUCCUCUUGGACCCUGGAGGGUGACGUUAACACAAAUCCCUGGUCUGGUUAUCGAUAUACUGGUAAACUCAGGCCACACUAUCCACUGACGCCAACAAGACCUGUGCCAAGUUAUAUUCAGAGACCGGAUUAUGCUGAUCACCCACUAGGAAUGUCUGAAUCAGAACAGGCUUUAAAAGGAACCUCUCAAAUAAAAAUACUCUCAUCUGAGGAUAUAGACGGGAUGCGGGUAGUGUGUAGGCUUGCUAGAGAAGUAUUGGAUGUUGCUGCCAUGAUGGUGAAAGCAGGUGUAACUACUGAAGAAAUUGAUCAUGCUGUCCAUUUAGCUUGUAUUGCGAGGAAUUGCUAUCCUUCCCCUCUGAAUUAUUAUAAUUUCCCUAAGUCGUGUUGUACAUCAGUGAAUGAAGUGAUCUGUCAUGGAAUUCCUGACAGGAGGCCAUUGCAGGAGGGAGAUAUUGUUAAUGUGGAUAUUACUGUUUAUCGUAAUGGCUACCAUGGAGAUCUGAAUGAGACAUUUUAUGUUGGAGAAGUUGAUGAAGGUGCAAGGAGGCUUGUCCAGACAACUUAUGAAUGCCUAAUGCAAGCCAUUGAUGCAGUAAAACCUGGUGUUCGGUACAGAGAACUGGGAAACAUUAUUCAGAAACACGCUCAAGCAAAUGGAUUUUCAGUGGUUCGGAGCUACUGUGGGCAUGGAAUCCAUAAACUUUUCCACACAGCCCCUAACGUGCCACAUUAUGCCAAAAAUAAGGCAGUUGGAGUCAUGAAGCCAGGUCAUGUAUUUACAAUUGAACCAAUGAUCUGUGAAGGUGGUUGGCAAGAUGAAACAUGGCCUGAUGGUUGGACUGCGGUAACAAGAGAUGGAAAGCGAUCUGCCCAGUUUGAACACACGCUUCUGGUCACCGAUACAGGCUGUGAGAUCUUGACCCGGCGGCUGGAUAGCAUUCGUCCCCAUUUCAUGUCCCAGUGAUAGAUAGUCUAGACUGAGCAGGUGGAUCUGAACGAUACAUAUAUUUUUAAUUUUUUUUUUUUGUCUCUGUACUAUGCAUUUUUUAAAGAGUACAGAAUAGAUUCAUCACUUGCUUUGUUCUCCGUGAUUGUAGAUACGAGGAAUAUCUUGAAGAACCUGACCCAAUGUCUGGAAAAGCAGAGAAGAAUCUAAAGAAUUUCAUGCUUUCCUCCUACCUACAACAUUCAUGCUAUAUUUUUCUUUUUUCAUCAAUUAUUUCUUUAGCACCUUUCUUCCAGUUAGACCCACAAUUGCUUCUGUUACUGCUAUGGUAUUAGCUAGAAAAGUGUGGGUAACCUUUCCCACUGGGACUUGAUAUUUUGGGAUCCAGGUUUUUUUCACCACUUCAGUGUGCCCUUUCGCUCUUGAUAGGUGAGUGGCACCUGAGAUUUUAAGCAUUUCUAGUUCCAAAGACUUGCUCCUGCUUCUGCAGAUACUGUUCUAAUGGGCUGGGCCUUGUUUGUUUAUCAGUUGAGAAGGGGGCAGAAGGGAGAAAGACAUGCAUGUUGCCAAGAAUAGGCUACCCUUACCUUUAAUUCUGUCCCCAUCUCUCUGCUGAUGGGCUCUGUGGUGAUUGCAACUGUAGGUGACACACGGUGUUAAUGGCAGGACUUGUUUCUCUUGCCGGAGAUUUGAUAGUAUGGGCUUCCUACAGGGAAAAUUAAUAAAUUCUGUCUUAUAUGCAACUCCCUGGAAUAAGCUGCUUCUCGGCGAAGCAGUGUUUGCAGGCAGUCUGCUCCAAAAGCUUGGUGAAGCUGAUGUGUCAGACUUGCCUAGGUAAAGGAAUGAAACAAGAACCAAAAAGAUCCCAUGAUUCAUGGGAUCCCUGCGUGUGUUAACUGUGGGGCAUUUUUUAAAGGUACAUCCACAGUAGCUGGGGGGGAUUGGAUUUGCAAGAGUUACAGUGAAAUGAGUAUGUAUCUCAAAACAAGUCUGAGUGUGAGGAAAAUGAAACACCUUUAAUGCUGUAUUCAUUUUCUUCUGGUAAUUUUUAAACAGGUCAUUUUCCCCCCCCCUCAGUUAAGUGAGUUUCAUGCUUUUGGAAAGUCUUAGUGGGGCAGCUAUGAAAACUGAUCUUUUUUCCUCAGACUGGGUAUAGAGUGGGCAAUGUUAGUAUAUAUACCCAUUUAUUUUCUGUUAAUGGGUCAUGAUGAUCUGGAAACUGUCACAUUAAGGAGUGUGGAUUGAUUAAGCCUCUCUUCUCUACCCUUUCUUUUUCCAUGCCCACUUCCUUUCCAUCAUCCUUGGUGUCUCUGCUGAGGGAAUUUAUUUUUUCUUCUGAAUUGUAAUGAAAAAUUUUUCACACCCCAUUGCAGACUUAGUCUUACACCACUGUAAUGCAAGUAAUAGUUAAACCAAUGCAGACAUUAAAUCAUACAAUCAUGGGCAUAAAAUACACCUUUUACAAGGUGUCUGGUGAAUUUGUUGUCACAUUAGACCCAAGCAUAUGAGGUACUGCAGACCCUUGGCUCCCCUUGGCACUGCAGAAUUUAGGUGGGGGAAGGGGGUUAGUGCUUCAUAGAACUGGACUCGUGUACUACCAAAUACCAAAUUUGCCAGAAAACGUCUUCUCUGCCCUGAGUGCCUCAGACCUCUGUUGCUCUAAGAGUAUCAUUGCGAUGUUUUCAUUACCUUUAUUAUUAUUUUUAAUUAUGCAGUAAAGUGACCUGAAAUGAUGCAUAUAGAGCGUGUGUGCGUGCGUAUGCGUGUGUGUAUCGAUUUUAACAAAACAGACUGUAGUACUUGAGUGGAAUUACCUGUGUUGAAUGAGAUGUAAUGUAUUGAGGAGAUGACUGUCCUGGAGGUUUGCCCACCAUAUCAUUCACUUGAAUGGUUACAAUGGUCUUGCCUUUUCUAUGUGUGUGUAUGAUGUGGGGUGGGGGCUUCAUUUUUGGUCUAUAAAAUAAAAGUUGCAGCUGCUUUUAACAGAAA